AUGGCGAACGUUCGAGAUAGUGAUACAUCUUUGUGGCUCCACAAUAAACUCGGAACAUCGAACGAUUCGUGGACUACAGGCUCAAUUUGUACACAGUUGAAUGCAGAAGUUCUAAAAAAUAUCAAGGAUUGUUUUCCAGAUUUGCAAACCCAAGUGAAAUUGAAAUUAUUGUUAAGUUUCUUUCAUAUCCCGCGCAGAAAUGUUGAAGAGUGGAAAAAUGAAUUGGAAGAAAUCAUUGAAGUUGCAGCAGUCGACUCAGACCUCUGGGUGGCAAUGUUGGCAGAAGUCCUUAAGACAUUCCCCUCACAAGGCACACUUAACACGGAGAUAGCAGAAUUUGAUGAGACACGGCCAAUAUUUAGUGAUAUGAUUGGAGAACUGAGGCGGGCUUUGGCCAAGCAUUCAGACCUCGGACUUCUACCUCUUGAGUGCCUAUAUUUAAAUAAAAAUGCUUUAGUUUCUGUGGUGGGUCAGCAAGCGAAUGCCGUCAAACAUUUCACAUUGAAAAGAAAGCCAAAGUCAGUGGCGCUACGAAGCGAGCUAUUGGCGAAGGCGACAGAAGUAGCGGCUAAUCAAAAGAAGGCGCAGGCGCCGACCGUCCCUGUGCGCAGCAGAGGCAUGCCACGCAAAAUGACCGACACCACGCCGCUGAAGGGGCUGCCGUCGCGCUGGGCGGCACGCGGCGGCGCGUCUGGCGCGCGGGUGCUGCCCGUACGGCAUCCGCCGCGCUCGGGCAUCAAGCUACUGGACAUCACGGAACAGCCUGCCACACAGGCGCAGAUCAAAAAGCGCAGGAAGCUCGAAAUGGAGGAAGGUCAGAAGAAACCGCCGCCCGCAGCGCCACCCUCGCCGCCGCCGGACUACGCCAAGGGGCUCAACAACUACCAAAUGCCCAAGCCCGAGGAGCAGCAACCUGCUACGAGUACAGCGGAGACUGCGGUGCCGCCGCUGACUUCUCCGUUGGGUGGGCUGCGCGCGUCGCCACCUGCGCCGGCGCCGCCGGAGCCGAUGCAGGACACGCCAAGGCCCAGUCCCAUUCUCGUACAGCAGGGCACGGGCGCAAAACCAAUAGUAAUAGGUCAACAACCGAAGCUGUUAAUAGCGGGUCAAGCAGGGGGAAAGCCAGUACUGCUCUCUGCUCAGAACCUGCUCAACACUUCUGCUGUCAUACUGCAGCCAGGCGGAAAAGCUGUUCUGCUGCAGAACAUCAAACCGGUGACGCAGACGGUGGUGCAGCAGGCGCCGCGUGCGACUCUGGGCGUCCCGCCGCUGCACCCCACGCACCCCGCAGGACUGCCCCACCAGAUCACACAGACGGUCCAAAUGGCCCAACCUGUACAGCAACCCCAACCCGUGCAACACGCCCAGCCAGUGCAGCAGCCACAGCCGGCACAGCAAACUGUGCAGCAACCUGUACAGGCUGUCCAGCAAACUGUACAGCAACAGCCACUGCUGCCGCGUAGAGGGCUCUCGCUUACGCGUGAACAAAUGUUGGAAGCUCAAGACAUGUUCCGGAAUGCGAAUCGCGUCACGAGGCCCGAGAAGGCCCUCAUACUCGGCUUUAUGGCUGGAUCUAGAGACAACCCUUGUCCGAAUCUCGGCAACAUCGUCACAAUCAAGCUAUCAGAAAACAUCGAGAAUGUUCUACAGACAGACGACACUUACCUCACGAUGCUCUCAGAAAUGCAUUUCCAAAUGAAUUAUAACAACGGACAAUGGACGAGGUUGAAAAAAUACAGACAUAUUGACGGAAUGAUGCCUCAAAAAAUACCUCCCGGAUCCACAGUGAUACAGGCCAAUAAUCAACAACCUGUUGUCUCGAUAGCCAAUCAGAGCGUGAGUUAAAAUUAGUUUUUAAUUAGGCGUGUUUAAGUGGAAAAUUACAGUUUGCAGUUCUAGUAGAGACAGAGAACAAGGUAGAUGUUGAAAUGAUUAAUUGAUUAUUUGAGACCAGCUAUAGCUAGCAUUUACAAAUUGUAUGAAUUAUGUUUAUCGUUAUGGAAUGUAUUUUUUAUGGAACGCUUUUGUAGACAAACAUUCCUGUCACGUUAGCCAUUUUGAAUCCGCCAUUUUGUAUUUCAGUUCAUUUUUUAGUUUGAUUUUUACUUCCGUCUUUCUAAUACAAAAAUGGAAUAUGCAAACUGUAAUUAUCCAUAACAUUUUGUAUAUUUGCUAUGUUCGUAGAAUAAAAGUGUUAUUAUUAGU
This is a messenger RNA of Hyposmocoma kahamanoa, 2205 nucleotides long. RefSeq names its product negative elongation factor A (gene Nelf-A). The record is from RefSeq and is a predicted model, not a curated record. Gene Ontology annotation, cellular component: NELF complex. Gene Ontology annotation, biological process: negative regulation of transcription elongation by RNA polymerase II. The transcript is spliced from 11 exons. Bases 1 to 1845 code for a protein of 614 amino acids. Lineage: Eukaryota; Metazoa; Arthropoda; Insecta; Lepidoptera; Cosmopterigidae.